Messenger RNA from Penicillium longicatenatum, 1668 nucleotides. RefSeq lists its product as uncharacterized. The record is from RefSeq and is a predicted model, not a curated record. Bases 1 to 1668 code for a protein of 555 amino acids. Lineage: Eukaryota; Fungi; Ascomycota; Eurotiomycetes; Eurotiales; Aspergillaceae. The transcript is spliced from 2 exons.
AUGGUUGGUAUUCUCAUUUUAGUCGGCUUCGCAGCGCCCUCGUUUGCGUAUGCCAACUCGACGGCUCUUGAAGGCUGGCAGUUCGAUGACGACUCACGCUCAAGCUGGGACAUUUUUUGGACCUGUCUUUCAACAAUCCUUGCAUGCACAUGGACUGCACUACAUUUGGCAGUUCCAAGCAGAGAAUCUAACGAGAGCUGGCAGAUUUUUCGAAAACUUCAAGUAUGGAUAUGUGCCAUUCUUGCCCCCGAAUUAAUGGCUGGGCUGGCGGCUGAGGGGCUUUGUAGGGCGAUGGCGGUAGUUGCGCGCUGCAAUGCUGCAUUUUGCAGGCUAUCCGAUGAGCCCACCGAGUCAAUUUCAAGGCCUCUGGAGACUUCAGUUGCAAAUGAACAGAUAUCUGGCAGAGAAAAGACUUCACACCAAGAAAAUGAAGAUCCGUCAACUCGGCCAAAAGAAGGUUCAACACGUGAAGAAGAAGUUUCGAAGCAGGAGGAACAAGCUCCAAGUGAGGAUAAAACCAAGACACGAACCUUUUGGUGGUCUACUGCGCAGGGGUUUUGUUUGACCAUGAAUGGAGUUCUUCUUCAGACCAAAGAUGAUUGGACAUACCCAGUUCAACCGAACAAUGUUGUUCCAUUGAUUGAGGCCGGGGUUGUGAAGCCAUUUCACUUGAGAACUCGUGACAUCAAAGACCGGGCCAAAGCCGACUCACUUGCAAAAGGCUUUACCUUGCUGCAAAGUCUUUGGGUGACUUGUAACAUAGUUGCAAGACGCGCAUAUAGCUUACCAAUCUCGCCACUUGAAUAUUCGACCGUGGCCUAUGUUGUAUGUGCUGCCGUUACUUAUGUAACUUGGUGGCAUAAACCAAGAGACAUGGUAACGCCCAUUCUUAUAUUCUUGCCAUACGACAAAGACGAUAAAGACAUGCCAUUGCAAAUCAGAAAAGCCUUAGACGAGGGACAUGGAUCCUGGGUUCGAUCAUCUGAAACGGCUGUAGAAGACUCACUUUCGCUGUUGGAAAAUUUACUCCAGCUGCUAAAAAUAGCAAGGAAACUUCUCAGUUUGCCAUUCACGCCAAAAGGACGCAAUAUAUUAGCAAAAUCUGUCGAAACUGCUACCAAAGACUUGGAAGAUGCAAAGGAAACAUUGCCAAGCAAUGAUCCACCUCGAAGUUGCCGCCGCCAAUAUGAAGAAAAUGCUCGGCCAUCAUACCCAGCCGAUGAGCCCCAGAAACCAACCAACAAGAUCAGAAAUCCACUCGAGCAGCUGAGCCUUGCGAGCUAUGUCACACUUACCAACCUCUACAUGUUCGUGGCUCUGACCUUCUGUGGAAUACAUGUUGCUGCUUGGAACUCACAAUAUCCCACAAAGGCCGAACAAAUCUGUUGGCGAGUCUUUUCGCUCUCUGCGUUUUGUGUGGUCUGGCCAAUUUAUCUGAUUCAUAUUUGGAUGUUUUAUCGUAUGUAUCGUGCCACAGGUAACAAGAGGGCGCUUGUCUCGGAUUACGAUAUGGUUUCAGGUCGAUUGAUUGCUCUGUGGUCUAUUUGGUUCUGCAUUUACUCAAUCGCACGUUGGGGAAAUCUUAUUCUCAUGUUUUUAUCCCUCAGGGCUUUACCUGCUGGAUCUUAUGUCACGAUAGACUGGAUGUCGACAAUCCCUCACAUCUGA